Metarhizium brunneum ARSEF 3297 is the source of this 1656-nucleotide messenger RNA. The record is from RefSeq and is a predicted model, not a curated record. NCBI's taxonomy places the organism in Eukaryota, Fungi, Ascomycota, Sordariomycetes, Hypocreales, Clavicipitaceae.
AUGGCAGUGCAUGGAUCCGAUUAUCCUCCAACAUACUUUGGAACUUCCAAUAGCCGGGGUCUGAUCUAUGGUCACAUCUCAUUAAUGGUGAUAGGCUGGGUGUUCGUUUUGCCCGUUGCCGUCAUGCUCUCCAUCGCGCAUUCUCAGGUAGCUCUGGCGGUACAGUUUGCCUUUCUUGCCGUUAAUGCCUUUGGCGUCUCGUUGGGCGUCAUGUACAACUCCCAGACUCAAGAUUUGUACCCAAACAAUGCCCAUCACAAAAUUGGCUGGAUUAUUACGGCCGUCAUGUUUGCGCAGGUCUUGAUACACUUGGUCGGGCGACAAGUAGGUGCUAUGGCGGGACGAAGAUGCCGUAGUUCAGGUGGACGCAGUUCUGUUUCUCACACGAAUUACUGGCAACGGGUACUUAUGCAGUACCAGGAUGGAGAAAAUCGCUUGUCAAACGAUAGUGGCCAAGGGACGGAACCUGGAACAGAGUCGCUCCGAAGCAAUUCUGUUUCGACGUUGGACGGGGAAGACAUGUCCUUAAACGACCAACGAAAGGAUUUCGAGGGCAGUGAGGCUGAAGAGGAUUCCCUUGAAUCCGCCGAGAUGCCAUUCUUGUCGCAGAACUCAAUACCAGGAAAAACAAUACGUGCCAUCUCAUCACGUAUAUGGGUAUAUCUUGAUUUCGUGUACAGAGUUACAGAUCGGAUAAUUCUGCCAUUUGGGUUUAUCGCGCUGACUACGGGCAUCAUAACCUUUGGGCGCUUUUUCGAAGGAAAUGCGGUAUUCAGUGGAUUGGCACACUGGAUCAAGGGAGGAGUGUUCUUUUGGCUUGGUCUAUUUUCUUUGGGCCGCUGGUCGGGAAGUUUCGCGGACGUGGGUUGGGCGUGGAAUCUCAGACCCAUCAAUUUUCACGAGAAACGCUGGUGUCCAUCGGCAGAGUUCGUUGAGAGUGCCCUGAUUUUCUUUUACGGAUCUACAAACAUCUUUUUAGAGCACUUGGGAAAUUGGGGUGGCGAAUGGAGCUCCCAAGAUCUGGAGCAUUUGGCUAUUACUGUGCUCUUCUUAGGAGGAGGAAUGUGCGGUAUGCUUAUCGAGUCGUCUACUAUCAGGAGUCUCCUGAAUACAACCGCAGCAGAUACAGCCCCGGAAAAUGUACCAGACGAAGAAGCCAUGAAGAAAUGGAAAUCCCCUGAUACAUACCAAUUUUCCCUCAACCCCAUACCGGCACUCGUCAUUCUGCUACUUGGUAUCAUGAUGAGCUCUCAUCACCAAGAAACCGAGAUAUCGACAAUGGUACAUAAACAAUGGGGCGAUUUGUUAUUGGGGGCUUCGUUCGCCAGGGUAUUGACCUACUUUCUUUUGUUCCUCCGACCGCCCAAGUCUGUCCUGCCGUCUCGCCCACCUACGGAGCUAUUGACGUCCUUUGGCCUCAUCGCGGGCGGAAUUAUUUUCAUGGCUAGUCUGACCAACCGGGUUCAGAGCUCGGACACUAUCGAUGGCAUGAUUCACUAUCAUUUGGAUGCCAUGUUCAUGUAUACAAUCACAAUGGGACUGGUAGGAUUGUUAAUGGCCUGGGAGAUUUUCGUACUAGCCAUUAAAGGUUGGGCAACACAUAGGGAGCAGCGCGCAGGUGUGCAAGGUACGCAGAAAACAGCACUUUGUGGGUAA